Messenger RNA from Caenorhabditis remanei, 600 nucleotides. RefSeq lists its product as uncharacterized. The coding region runs from base 1 to 600 and encodes 199 amino acids. The transcript has a single exon. NCBI's taxonomy places the organism in Eukaryota, Metazoa, Nematoda, Chromadorea, Rhabditida, Rhabditidae. The record is from RefSeq and is a predicted model, not a curated record.
AUGAGGGAUUUAGCUAGAAAUCGUGACGCCGCUCCAGCAACUAAAUCAGAGAGUACCGAGAACUCAGCUGUUCCACCAAACACCAGCGCCGGACACCAGACUGGCACUCAUACCGCCGUUCCAACCAGCCUAUAUCUUGACUCAACUGUCGUACAAAUUCUUCUAAAAGGACUCGAAAUUCUCGCCAAGUAUCCUCCAGAGAACCCCAUAGAGGUCUUGGCCGACUUCCUCUUGCUUCACAAGGAUAUUUACAACGCGGAAAACCAGAACCGAGAUGAACAUUCCAUGGACCAUUUUUUUUCUCCCCAUUGCAAUGAAGCGAUGAUGUCAGAGGGGGAAAUCUUCGCAGCAAAAAUUCAAGCGGCUUGGUAUCCGAGGGGACAAGGCAUUCGAGAAAAAACCGAAUUAUGUUUGGAUUUGUUAAUCCAGUUCUUCAAAAAUGAUGCGGUUCCCUUCAUAAUGCGGAAUGCUAUCAAAAAGAUGGAGGAGAAACGUAGACAUCGGGACCAUAGAAAUGAGCUCUUUGGAUUGCCGAACACCUGGAAAGACCAAGAUUUUCUCUACGAUUUUGCUGACGUGACCCGUCUGUCCUACCUGUAG